AUGGUGCGCCUCGCAUCCGCAUCCCGUCAUCGGCACGAGUAUCUUCUUCUCUUUCAUCUUCGCGCUUUGUUGAACUUGCCGUCGCUCGUCAGAGUUGUCGUCUGCGAAGCCACGGGGCUCCAGGAGUUCGGCUUCGAGGGGGAGAAGAUCCUUGGAAGUGAGCUGCAGGUCAAGCAGAAUGCGCGCUUGGCUCGAGCACUGAAGCGCUUGGCGGGAGAGCUGUAUGGGAGCGACGUGCACUGGCAGCUGGAGCUGUUGCAGAAUGCCGACGACAACUCCUACCAGAACGGGACCGUGCCGACUGCGGAGUUCCUGCUGCGAGCUUCAGGAGGUGGUGAGGUCAUCUUCCGCUGCAACGAGACCGGAUUUCGAGAAGCCCAGUGCUCAGGACAGGAAAUGUCGAGAUGUUCGGUGUUCACGCUACAGGUCGGCGUUGCCAAAUACGGCCCCGGCGGUCGUGCGAUUCCGAGUGUCGUUGCCACUGGUGAGAAAGGCCUUGGCUUCAAGGCAGUCUUCGCCCUGACGGACCGCCCACGCCUUUUCUCCGGACCUUACCGCUUGGAGUUUGAUUCACAACAUCCAAGUGGCAUUGGCUACGUGCUGCCCCGGUGGCUAGAAGAUGCCGAGGAAGCUCGCGAGCUAUGCAGGCCCGCCUGGGGCUCCGUGCUUCGAAUGCCCCUGCGGCCGGAGCUUCAACCUCGAAAGGAGGAGCUCUUCCGACGCCUGGCCUCCUUGCCGCCCUCGCUCCUUCUCUUCUUGAAGCGACUCCGCGAGGUCUCCGUGGAGCUUCAAGGGAUGUCGUCUGCUUCCGAGGAAGGACCGCGGCACGAGUCCUUUGCAGGAGCCGACUGCUCGGCCCUGCGCGUUCGGUAUGCGGAGGACGCAACCGUCGAAGCACGCUGGGAGGAGAUGACGGGCCCUGUCAAACUUGAGGUGUCUCGAGAUGGAGGCCGGAGUUGGGAAGCGGACCAUUGGCUGCUUCUCCGCCGACGGUUUCAGGUGCUGUGGGGUUUGUCCAAGCCCGGCUUGGCGUCGCCGCCUUCCACGCUCCUGGAGUUGGCACUGCCGAAGAGCCCGGAAGGUGGCUUCGACCGAAGCCGCGGUGCGCAGCAGGUCUUCGCUUUCCUUCCGGUGCGAACCUACGGCUUGCCCUUCGCUCUACAAGCCGAUUGGGCCGUGUCCUCCUCCAGGGAAGAACUGCUUGCCGGCUGUGCCUGGAAUGAGUUCCUGAAGGCGCAGGUGCCGCAGCUGAUGCUGGAGCUGGUGGCCGCCGUCCAGGCAGAGCCUGUGGAAUCCGCCCUCCGCUGGACCUACUACGCUGCGAUUCCUGCAACGGCAGCCUCCACCUCCACGUUCUUCAGGCCGGUGGUGGCUCAGGUCCUGGCGAAGCUCCGAGGCUGCGACUGCAUGCUCACGGACGAAGAGACGUUCUGCCAGCCACAGCAGGCGAUGCGGUGCUCAGACGAGGCUCGCGCGGCGUUUCAUGGAUGCUCGCCCCUCCCUGCUGCUUUGCGUGCGCAAGGUUUCCACUUGCUGCACGAGAAGGUCGAGGCCUCCGCACCGGCCGGCUUGCUGGAUAGCCUCGGCGUCCAACGCCUCGGUGCUGCAGCGCUGCUGCGACUGCUGCCCAAGACACAGGCUUUCCCCGGACUGGAUUCAUGGAGACAGAUCCUCGUACUGCUGGACCAGCUUUUAGACGCUGCACCCCGCAAUGAUGCUCCUCGACUGGUGGAGGUGGCCCGACAACUGCCUUUGCUUCCACUAAAGGGGGACGGCUCACUGCAGCCGGCAGCCAGCAAGUUGGUCCUGCCGCCCGCGAAGCCGGAGGUGGAAGGCUUUCCGCCGGAGCUGCUGGCGGAGCUGCGCGCCGUGGAUCCCAGGCUGUUUGCUGAAGGCGGAGCGGAUACGGCGGAUACUGAUGAAGGAACCUUGGAUGCCCUAGCCGCCGCUCGAAUCAGGAAGUUGCUGCGCAGAUUGGGAGUAGUCCCACUGACGCCUCGACUGGUCGUGAAGGACAUCAUCGGGCCUCUCUUUUCGACUUGUGCCGUUGUUCCAUGCGUCGUUUCAGUUGAUGAGGCGCCUCGACCGCCCUCGGCAUUGCUGGCUCUGGGCGGUUUCCUGGCGCAGAAUGCAGCGUUGGCGGAAGAACUGGGCCCAAGCGCCAUCGGCUGGCCGCUGAAAGCCCUGGACAAGGUGGCUCUGGGACGGCGCUUCUCCGCCCCGGCACUGCACUCGCCCCGUGCAGCUGCUUUCCUGGAGGCAGCAAAAGGAGUCCUCGACAUUCACCUGCCUGCGGCUCCUGCGAAGCUUGGAACGACCACAGCCUUGGGUGAGGCCUUGGAGACCUUGGGCUUGGCUUUGCCAGGUCCCUUGGUCACCGCAGCGGAUGGGGACUUCCGGAGUCCUGAGUUCGAGCAGCUGACAGUGGCCAUCAUAAAGGAAGCUCGUGAAACAGGCAGUCUCGAAAGGGCACGUUUGCUGGCCCAGGCACUCAAUGUUGCGUGGCAAAGCAGCUACCUACGCUACGCUCGUCGUGGUGACGGUGUAGUCUCUGGCUUCCUGCUUGCGCUGCAGUCCUCCCCGUGGCUUCCUCCCGACGACCCGGCGGACGGUCACGAGGCCCCGGAGGCGGGGGGUCUCUGCUGCCCGGCCGAGCUGGUCGCCGGCACUGCGGCCGUCCGUGCAGCGCUGCCGGAUGCCGCGCUGCUGAAAGGCCGCCUCUGCUCCGCCGUCUCGGGCGCCUUCGCAGAGGCUUUGGGCGUGGUCACAGAGCCAUCUGUGGAGCUGGUGAUGAAGGUGCUACGUGGCUUCGUGACACACAGCCCGGUCGGGCCUGACAGCGCAACCGCAAUCUACGGAUACCUAGAGCGAGAAGGUGCCGACUUGGCAGAACUGCGAAGGAUGCCGUCCGUCGUAGUCGCGGCUGGAGAAGCAGCACGCGUCCCUGCUGACGUAGUGUGGGAGGAUGCCAACUGCGACCUUCCGGCUUUGCAGCAACUGUACAGUGUACGGUGGCGUCGAUUUUUCGUCAUUGGCCUGGGAGUGCCCGAGCGUCCCACAGCCGAGCAGGUCCUCAGGCGCCUGGACCAGCUCAGUGCAAGCAAUGAGCCGAGCGCUGCCCUCUGGCCGCUUCUCCUGCGUGUGGCAAAGGAACUCUCAGAUCCCUCGUCAGCUGACGCAGAAGCUUGGGCCGCUUUGCCAGCGGCACUCGCGGCCCGUCGUUGCGUGCCGCUGCAGCUGGGCGGUUUGGGCGCUCCGAAAGAAGGCGUCCUCCUCGAGGAUGCGGAGGCUCUGGGGGUGCCGGAGGCGGCUCUGGCCAUGCUGAGGGCCCAGGCGCCGCUGGCGGCCCCAGCACCAAAAGCGAAAGACGCGGAGCACUGGCCGGUCUUGGCCGAAGCACUGAAGCUACAAAGCUUGAGCACGGUGUGCUCCAUCACCUCAAUCCACGGCGGCGAGGAGAGACCGGCUCCUGUGAUUGCAAAAGCUGUUGCUUCGCUGCUGCCGCUCGCACAACGGUUCCUCAUCCACAAGCACCGAGCCGUCUAUGAUGCUGUCAAUGCGACAUGUUUGGCCACCAAAGUGGAGAAACUCAUUGUCCGUGAAGUAGAUCCACCAUUGAAGCUUCGCUGCGUCUUCUCGGUGGUGCCUGGCCAAGAUCCAAUCCAGGCGGAGGUCGAGAGUGACUGCUACUUGGAGGUCAGGAGUGGGCGUGUGGAGGCCGCUACAUCCUAUGAAGUGCGACUGCGAAUGCUGCCCGGAGCCACACUCCCUGCGCUUUGUGUGGAGUUGGCACGACUGUUGCUUCCUCCGGCGAAGCCAGCAAAGCAGGACGAGGCGAGGCUGCGACAGACACGCGAGGCCUUGGCCACCUUUCUGGCUUCGGCAGCCUUGGCAGGGGCAUCGGGUGCCUCAUCGCUCUGCGAGGCCCUGCAGAUCCCAGCGUUGCCCAGUGAGGACUCAGCUGACUAUACGUCACCCUGGCCGAUGCCGAAGGAGGUCGCCGAGCAGCUGGAGUUGGAGCGCCGGCUGCUCGAGGCGGCGCAGGAGACCGAGCCUGAGAGGCUUCUGCCGCCAAAGGACGAGGAGGCACCUGCAGAGCCUCCGAGCAAGAGAGCGCGGACGGAGGGGCCUGAGGCCGUGGUUGCGGAGGCUGCGAUGUUAGAAGGCGCCGCAAAGGACCGCUUGGCAGAGAUGGAUCUCGGAGAGGAGCACGAGACCGGCUCAGCUGCCAGAGACGAGGCGGACGCUGGUGCUGACCCGGCUUCAGGCACUGCCUUGGAAGAGGUGAGUGAGACCGACAUGAAAGAUGCAGAGGCGUUGUUAAAGAACAUCAGCGUGAUCGACCAGCAAAUUGGGGAGAACGGUGAAGGAAAGGGCCCUGGCAAAGGAAAGGGCAAGAGCAGCGGCAAGGGAGGUGACAAACCAGGCAAGGGCGACAAGGAGCGCGGUGCAGCGGAGUUGGGACGCAUCUUGGACCGACUUCCAGGUGUCUCGAAUGCUCCGGAGGACGAGUCUUCGGAGGCAAAGAAGGAGAAAGCGUUUAGAACUCGCGUGUACGAUUUGGAGGAUCUUCGUGCCCAGUCAAAGAAGAUGCGUCUUGGGCCGUUGCCGAACCGGAACGACUUGCCACAGGAGGAGCGUGAGAAGGUUGGGCGUUGGGGCGAGCAGUUCGUCUACGAGUACUUGCAGAAGAAACUCGAGCAUGAGGACAGCCAAAAGCGCGUGAUCUGGGUCAACGAGGUGGAGGAGACUGGCUUUCAGUAUGACCUGCGAAUUGAGGACAGCAGCAGCGGAGAUGUAGAGGCCUAUGUAGAGGUCAAAACAUCGCGUGCCAAGGACAAGCAGCUUUUCGAGAUGAGCUACAGAGAGUGGACGUUUGCGCAGAAGGAGGGAAGCAAGUUUGUCAUCUUUCGGGUUUCCAACGCUGGCAAGGAAGAUGUCGAGCUCUGCUCAAUUACGAAUCCCUUCCGACAGUGGAAGGAGCUGAACUUGGGUCUCUGCUUGACUUUCUGA
Messenger RNA from Symbiodinium sp. CCMP2456, 5013 nucleotides. Lineage: Eukaryota; Dinophyceae; Suessiales; Symbiodiniaceae. The record is from the annotation of a GenBank genome assembly.